Molecule: messenger RNA, 1216 nt
Organism: Balaenoptera musculus (blue whale)
Lineage: Eukaryota; Metazoa; Chordata; Mammalia; Artiodactyla; Balaenopteridae
Gene: UFSP1
Product: UFM1 specific peptidase 1 (inactive)
Exons: 1
Coding region: 642-1070 (142 amino acids)
Source: RefSeq, a predicted model, not a curated record
GCCGGCGGGAAGAGCGGAUCUGAGAGGUGGGGUGAUGGGCGCCCGCGCCACGCCCCCGCCGCGGCGGCGAGUACAAUCAGCCGCUGCGGCGAGUACAUUCCGCCCCGCGAGGUGGAGCUCACGCCUGCGCAGUGAAGGACGGCGGCGCGGCCGCGGCGGUGCAUUGUGGGAGCCCCGCGCGGCGGCUUGGUGCUGGUUGCUGUGGGGCGUGCCACGCGUUUAAACCUGGGCCCGGACGAGAGCGACCCCAGGGCCUGUACGCCGGUCCUGCCCGCAGUUAGCCCAAGACUCGGGGCCGAGAGGAAGCGCUAGAGCCCAGAGUUCUCCCUGGAGUUCGCUCCGCGCCGCCUGGAGGACGGAUCUGCCCGGCCCGGCGACCGCCGCUCCCGCCGCUCCCGCCCACCGCCCUGGAACCGCUGAAGGACGUCCACCUGGGCCUGGCCCCGCCCGGCCGCGGCGGCGGCCGCGCUCGCCUGGCCCUCCUCUCGGGCCAUUACAUUUACUAUCAUUAUGGCUGCGACGGCGUGGACGACCGGGGCUGGGGCUGCGGCUACCGCACUCUGCAAACGCUGUGCUCGUGGCCAGAGGGCCGGCCGGCGGGCGUACCCGAACUGGCUGCAGUGCAGGCGGCCCUGGAGGACAUGGGCGACAAGCCCCCCGGGUUCCGGGGCUCUCGGAGCUGGAUCGGCUGUGUAGAGGCCAGCCUCUGCCUUGACCACUUCGGGGGUCCCCAAGGGCGCCUAUGUCACGUGCCCCGUGGAGCAGGGCUUCAGGGGGAACUGGAGAGGCUUUAUUCCCACUUCGCAGGGGGCGGGGGACCUGUAAUGGUUGGAGGGGAUGCGGAUGCCCGGUCAAAGGCCUUGCUGGGAGUGUGCCUGGGGCCAGGCACAGAAGCCUACGUCCUGGUAUUGGACCCUCACUGCUGGGGUGCCCCGAAAAACCCCAGUGAACUACAGGCUGCUGGGUGGGUGGGCUGGCGAGAGGUGAGCACAGCCUUUGACCCCAACUCCUUCUACAACCUGUGCUUGACCAGCUGUAACUCGGAAAAGCAGCUGCCCACCCUGGACUGAGGCUAAGGACCCAGAACUGAGCCUUCCCUAGCACCAUACCCGUUGAUCUAACCCAUCUCAGAGGCAGAGGCUGCCUGAUGUCAGACCCCCAGGAAGUCCCAGCAGAGCCUGGGAUCUUUGGUGUCAAUAAAGUGGCAAGGCCCAGC